This is a messenger RNA of Linum trigynum, 3805 nucleotides long. The record is from the annotation of a GenBank genome assembly. Lineage: Eukaryota; Viridiplantae; Streptophyta; Magnoliopsida; Malpighiales; Linaceae.
GAUGCUAAUACAAAGGAACAAAACACAAGGUUUUCCUUAUUGCUAAUAAACAACAAUUUCAGUCUAUUGGUCAAACCCUAAAACCCACCAGCGUGUUAAACCCCUGUCGAUACACUCUCUACCUACUCGCUCCACUGUUCUUCCUUGCUCCUCUUUUUCUAAUCACUAAUCUACUCUCUACUUCCUUCUAUUUCUUAUCAUAUGAAUAAACUAGUUCUGCACUAAGAACACUCUCUAAUUUUAUCUUUAAAAUCCAACACCAAAUCAGCGUUGUUCAUAUUCUUACCUUUUCCCCCCUUGUUUUUGUCGUCUUCACAAAUUUCCCAUAUUACCAACCGCUGCAAUGAAAGCUACCGUCACAGCAACAACAAAUAAUAUAUUAUAUACUUACACCCUAUGCUAUAAUAUAACAAUUCAACAAACCAAACUACGGUGUUAACAACCCAUUUGUGAUUUGUGACAACAUGGUCACCGGGUCGAACAUCUUCGGAUUGGAUGGAAGUGGUGACAUUUUAUUAUUAUUUAUAAAAUUAUCUACAGCGUUCGUCCAUCGACCGCGGACCGCUCGAUGUCUGAUCCGACGACUCCCUAUCCCUAUGAUCACGAAUUGUGAACAACACAGCCGAACUAACAAUUUAGUUAGUGCAUAUACUGAUAUGAGCGACUGAGCGUAACCACAUGCUCACAUCGUUGGAUCGCGCAUCGCACAAUACCCAACAACUGUAGUUUGUUGGCCACGCAAUCCCCAGAAGAAAAAAAAACCCCCACAGUGCUUAUGCCAGGUAGACCUAUAUACACCAUAACACCAUAGCCAAAACUAUGAUAGACGACCUCAUAAGUCAUAUCAUAUGCCAAAACAUCGAUUCUCAUAAAAAAAAAAAAACGAGAAGCUGUUGGCUUGGAAGAUCCAACUAUCUCAAUUAUAUGCUAAAAAUAGGAACAAUAAAUUAACAGUUAAGUGAACUAACCGCAGGGGCCAUCCAGCAAGGCAGCCACCAACUGAAAAACAAAAAACAGCAAAACAAAAAGCAUUCCUGUAGGCAGUUAGUUAAAUCCCGCGUAAAUUCCUCCCAACUCAUUUCCACCUCUCAAAACCAUUCGUUCCUCCCAACAAAAAACACCCAACCCAAAACGACUUGCCGUUUCCCGGUUUCCAUUCUGUGUUCUUUAUUGGUUCCCUGCUUGUCAAAGUUCGUUACUCAACAGUUUCUUUUUUUCAAUAAUUUUUUUCCCUCCACGCUGAACAUGCACCACCCAACAUUGCAUUUCCACACAUAUAAAUACGCCUAGAAAGCAAAGAAAGCGUUCGAGAAAAAAAAAAAAAAAAAGCAUUCAAAUAUGCUUAGGAGCUUUUUCUCCUUUAGAUUAAAUUCAAGAACAUAGAACUUUUUACCUUCUUCAUCUCCAUUUGGAAAAAAAAAAAAUCCAUUCUUCUUCUUUGUCUUCCAUUUCGGCACCAGCCGGUCAUCCUCGCCGCGGGACUCUUCCCCUCCUUUCCGCCUUCCCUGAGAAGCAAAGGCAAUCGAAAAUAGAUCAUAUAAGGAGCCUGAAGGGCUAUAAUAAGAGGUUAGGAGGACCUUUGUCCGCGGCGGCGCCUGUCUCUUCCUUUCUGUUAUCUCUAACAGGGAGGGAAAGGAGAAGAAGCAUCAGGGGCGGAGGGAAGGGAGACCGAAAACCGGCGGAUGACAUGGUUCGAGCACUGGAAAAAGAUCAACAGCAGCAGCAGUCACUCAAUGUUCCGAGGACGAAAUCCUCCACCACGUUAAGGAGAAUGCUUGAGAUACCUGGGAGGCAGAUUACCAGCAUGUUCUUCGACCAUGGGAAUAACAACAACAACAACACACCAACGACGACCACCACCAUCAACGAUAACGAUGGAUCCACCAACAACGUUGUUGAUCAGGAGAAACCAUCACAGCAGCAACUACAACAUCAACAAUCGAUGAAGAUCACUUCUCCGAUUAUUCCCAAGAGCAUUGUUGAUCAGCAGGAGAAACCACCACAGCCACAGCAACAACUACAACAUCAACAAUCGACGAAGAGCACUCCUCCGAAUCUUCCCAAAAGCAAGAGCAAUAAUGCAGGUGCGCUCAAUGAGACGGUGCAAGCUGUGGAAGGGUCUCCUCCUGAACGCGAACCAAAGCGUGCAGAUUGCGGACCACCUCCUAAGACGCCUACCCCUACCCCUAGAGAAAAGGGUCCCUCUGAUUUGGAUUUGAUGAAGGAGAAGUUCGGGAAGCUGUUGCUAGGUGAAGACAUGUCUGGUGGUGGAAAGGGUGUUUCUUCAGCUCUGGCAUUGUCGAAUGCAAUCACAAACCUUGCUGCAUCUGUUUUCGGGGAACAAAAGAGGUUAGAACCAAUGUCUGCAGAUGCGAGAGGAAGGUGGAAAAAGGAAAUUGAUUGGCUUCUCUCUGUAACUGAUCAUAUUGUCGAGUUUGUUCCUUCACAACAAUUGAAUAAUGGUGUCAAUAUGGAGAUCAUGGUAACGCGGCAAAGAAGCGAUCUGCUGAUGAACAUCCCAGCUUUGCGGAAGCUUGAUACCAUCCUUGUUGAAUUAUUAGAUCAAUUUGGAAAACAGAACGAAUUCUGGUAUGUGUCGAAAAAUGAUCAGGAAGGAGGACCACAGAGAAACGAGGACAAGUGGUGGAUUCCCACAGCAAAAGUUCCAAAGGGUGGGUUAUCAGAACCAACAAGAAGAUGGUUGCAAUCCCAAAAGGAUGCAGUCAACCAAGUUCUCAAAGCAGCAAUGGCCAUAAACGCUCAAGUUCUAUCAGAAAUGGACGUACCUGAUAAUUACAUUGAAUCCCUUCCCAAGAACGGAAGAUCAAGCCUUGGAGACUCGAUAUACAAAUCCAUCACCGACGAGUACUUCGAUCCCACUCAGUUUCUGUCAACCAUGGACUUUUCAAACGAGCACAAUGUCCUGGAGCUGAAGAACAGGAUUGAGGCCUCCAUCGUUAUAUGGAAAAGGAAAAUGAUUCAGAAAGACGGUAAGGCAGCAUGGGGUUCGGCAGUGAGUAUAGAGAAGAGGGAAAUUUUUGAAGAGAGAGCAGAAACUAUCUUACUCAUCAUCAAGCAGCACUUCCCUGGACUUCCCCAAUCAGCACUCGAUAUGAGCAAGAUUGAGAAUAACAAGGAUGUGGGACAAGCUAUUUUGGAGAGCUACUCAAGAAUUAUAGAGAGUUUGGCCUUCACGGUCUUGUCGAGGAUUGAAGAUGUUCUUUAUGCUGACUCGCAAGCACUGAAUCCAACACCACCAGAAGGAAGUGAAAAGCCUGAGGAAGAAGCAGACAGGCUAUCAUCUGUCGAGACACCAUCAUCAAUGACACUGUCAGACGUCAUGGGAUGGAGUGUGGAGAAAGGAGAGGAUGACCUGAAGAAGAUAGCAUCAUCAGGAAUCACAGACAGCUUGGAGCAAGAAAAGAUCAAUGCAAAACCUGUUGCCACUCCAAGAAAAUCGUCGUACCUGGAGAGGCUUGAGAACCUAAGUGGAAUGAGAAGUCCAACAGCUCGACACUGAGAUAUCCAGAAAUGAUGAUACAAGAAGGAAAGGGAAAGAAAAUCCGAAAUCACACAUUAUCCAGAGGUCCACAGAACCCAAAGCAGGAAAAAAACUUAGUUCACUGGGAGAGGGGAUUCGUCAAAUGUAAAUAUCAAAGACCAAAUGCUAUGAACAAAAGACUGGCUUAGUUGUCCUCACAACUAUGGUAGCCAAUCCCCCGUUGAUCUUGCAUAGUGUAAUGGUCCGAUAUAUGAGACGAGAAAAUGGAAUGUCGAACAAAUGGAAUGAAGAAGUAAAACUAUG